Molecule: messenger RNA, 9401 nt
Organism: Xyrichtys novacula (pearly razorfish)
Lineage: Eukaryota; Metazoa; Chordata; Actinopteri; Labriformes; Labridae
Source: the annotation of a GenBank genome assembly
UCCAAGCAACAGGGGGUGACUCAAUUUACCCUUUGGCUUAAUUUACCCCACUCUCCCCUAUGCUUUGUUGUAGUCUACAAAUGGCCCUUUUAUUAAAAAGUAAAUCCUGACAGUUGUGCUUUGUUGGUAACAGCCAAAUAAGGCUCGAACGAGGUUAAACUUUUUACUGUUUUGUUUUUAAUUCAGUGAAACACAGUUGUCAAUGAUAAAGUGAGUCGCAGGGAACCAUAUUUCGUUCUGAAUCGUCGAUCUCGCGAGAAUAAGCCGCAACGUCAUACGACCUAUGGCACAAUUUCUGUCCCUGCAGCAGUGAGGAGCGAGCAGCAAGAGUCCAAGAUGAACAGAGCUUUAAACAAAACAAGUCUGAGACAACUGGUAAGAAUUUGACAGUCAUUACUCAACAUUAUUUGCAGGUUUUGUACUCGAGUCUAUGGCGGAUUUUAAGAGUGAGCUCGUAUAUGUGGUCUGUUUACUUUAGGACAGAAGUGCUAGCUGGUAGGCUAAUUCAGACUCUGCUAAUGCAAGCUGUGAUACUAGAAUAGUGCGUGUGUUGGCCUUUUGUUGUCUUUUUCUGGCAUAGACUGAAAUUAUAGAAAUGAAAGAACAAAGACUACGAGGUUUAAUGGUCCUGUUGUUAUCAUACGCUCAGCUGGUGUUAGCAUGGUUAGCCGAGAGGUUAUGAAACUGAGAAAAACAGCUGUUACGAAACUGUAAGUUUGUCAUUGAGGCUGCAGGUGUCACACACAGAUACAAUCUUUGGUGUCACCUGAAACCUUAAGGUUACGCCUCACGUGAAGAAUCACGUGAGGUGAUAAAUAACCUGUAUGUUUUUGACUCAAUCCGAGCGACCUUUAUGUAAUGAGAGGGUCCAGUGGUGUCCAGAUGAGGCUGGUAAUAUCCUGCUGGACUUUGACAGACCUUCAGUCAGCUCUUAUCAGGCUCUUUCAGUAUUAAUGGUUCAAUCCGACUUUGAGUUCAACAGAUGCUCACCUACCGUAUUCAAGAUCUGCAUUUAAAGCAUUUGACACAGCAUGUAUAAUAUGAUGUGUAUUUAAAAGUGAAUAUCAAUCAAUCAAUCAAUCAAUCAAUCAAUCAAUUAAAUGUUAUUUAUAAAGCGCCAAUUCACAACAGUCGUCAUCCCAAGAGGCUUUCCAAAGAAAAAGAGCAGGUCUAGCCCACGCUCAUUGUUCAAUAAAUUAUCAAGACCUAACCUAAGAUGGGAUUUGGCCCAUCUCAUUUAACAUGAGUGACAGUGGCAAAGAAAAACUUCCUUUUAACAGGCAGAAACCUCAAGCAGGAUACAGGGAUACAGAGAGAUGGGGGAGAGAGGACUAGGAGAGAGGGGACUAGGAGAGAGGGCAGGGGGAGAGAAAGAGAACAAGACAGAGGGAAGGAGAGAGAGAAUGAGCAAGGGAGAGGGAGGGAGGGAGGGAGAGGCAGGGGACAGCAGCAACAACAGCUUAUGCAAAGUUGUGGUUGCAGAGCAAGUAAUGAUGAAACAAAAUGAAUUCAGUUUACAGGAUCAGGAUAGAAGUAAUUAUGGACUAUGUUAAUGUUAAUUAUGUUGAUAUCAAUAACUACUAACUCAAAAUCAUAAUCAUAAAUGUUGAAUCCAGUGGGUUGUUCUGUUCUGAUGUCAUUGGAAUAAAUAAAUAUUUUACUACAAUUUUGUCAUAGAAGAUUUUAUUUGGUGAUCAAUUUUCAUCAGCUAAUUUCAAUGUGUAACAGGUUGAGAGACACCAUUUUCAUUGUCAAAUUAUAAGGGCAUCACCCCACUUUUGUCUCUCUUUGUCACUCAUUUUUUAUGGAUUUAGGAUACUUUGAGUGUUGUAUUAGACUGAUUCACGAGUGCAUCAUACACUAAUGAGACAUUUUCUUCCACAGACUGGCCUCAUUCAGAGGUUUCAGAGCACCUUGGUGGUUGCAGAGCACAACAAUGAAAAGCUGACCCCUAUCACCCUCAACGCCAUCACUGCUGCCAGUAAGCUGGGUGGAGAGGUGUCUUGUCUGGUUGCUGGAACAGACUGUGCUAAGGUAGGAAAGACACUUAAGACAGUUUGAGGGGUAUGAAAUAGUUGAAGGUGGAUAUUUGUGAGUAGUAAUGUAUGAUUUAAAAUGCAGGAAACUCAAGAAUACAGAACAGUGUAUGAAGUGUUUUUUUUUUUUGUUAUCAUUUCAGGUUGCAGAAGAAAUCAGCAAGGUACAAGGUGUGAAAAAAGUUCUGGUCGCCCAGCAUGAGUCCUACAAAGGUUCCCUGCCAGGUAUGUAAAAGGAAAGGUCUACAGUGCCCAUAGUUAUCCUGUAGAUAAAGGAGCUCUAUAAAUUUAGCACAGAAUUUUUUCUUCAAAGCAAAAACCUACUUUAUUCUGUAUGUAUAUUCAGUAAACGAAACUGUCACAGUAAUUGACCUGAUUUGCCAAAGAGCACCUAAACAGUAGCUGUGUAAGUGGAGAUAUCUGUGCUCAUAAAUCAGUUGCAGUCGCAGGCAGGAUCAGAAAUACCUGAAUUUGUUUCUGUUCUGAUUUCUUCCCCAACAGAGGAUUUGACCCCACUUAUUCUUGCAACACAAAAACAAUUCAACUACACUCACAUCUGUGCUGGGGCGUCUGCCUUUGGAAAGGUAAGGUUUAGACAAAAAGUACCUCUGUGAGCACCAUUUAUAAAAUUUAACAGAUAUUUGUUUUAAAUAGUCCUUUGAACAGGUUUUCAUAAUCUACUACCACACACUUUUGAUGUCUCAGUUAUUAAAAGUCUGAAACUUUUGCAUGAUAUUUUGAUGUUGAUCAUGUUACAGUCAGUGUGCAUGUGGUACCUCUUUCUUCCUACAAUACUUUUGUAUGACCAGAGCAUAAUUAACUCCUUACUCACCAUUUUCCUGCAGAACUUGCUUCCCAGAGUAGCUGCUAAGUUGGAUGUCGCCCCAGUUUCAGAUAUCAUUGAGAUCAAGUCUCCAGAUACUUUUGUCAGAACCAUUUAUGCUGGUAAGUCCCUGCACACUAAAGGGAAGUAGCAAAAUUUCACGUUCAGUCUUUAUAUUUAUUUGUUGGUAGUUUGUAUUUAAAUGUUCACCACAUCCCAUAAAUGUAAGUCAGUGACUAAUAUCAUUUUCAAAAUUUUAAUCUAGAUCCACUUUUUUUAAUGCUUGAAUAGUGCUUAUCAUAUUUAAUGACAAAUCAAAUUAUGGUUUUACAGGAAAUGCUCUCAGCACAGUUAAAUGUAACGAGCCAGUCAAGGUCAUCACCGUCAGAGGGACAUCCUUUGAGGCCGCUGCAGUAGAAGGAGGAAGUGCUUCAUCGGAAGAUGGUGCGAUGACUUCCAGAGAGAUCUGACAUGUUUAUGUUCACUUUUACAUAUGACUUGACUCUUGGACUGUAAAUUAUUGUUGAGUAAUAAUCUGUGACUGCCUUAAUUCAAUAUUACAAAUAAAUUCAUGUAUGAUGCUCCUCUGUUUAAUGUCUGAUCCUCCGUUCUGUUGAACACAGUUGCUGCAACUGCUUCCGCUGGAGUUUCCGAGUGGCUUGAACAGAGUCUGACUAAGAGCGACCGUCCGGAGCUGACCAGCGCCAAAGUUGUGGUGUCAGGAGGUCAGAAUUUUUUCUUGUGCCAUUGGAAGGAUUAAAACAAUCUAAUUCUGCUGUGUCAUCCUGUAUGAUUACUAAGGAGUUGUUUUUUUUUCAGUAUGUCAGCUGCUAUUUUAAAAACUAAAUGUUGUUCUUCUUUCUCAGGAAGGGGUUUGAAGAGUGGAGAUAACUUCAAGCUGCUUUACGAUCUGGCUGACAAGCUGAAUGCUGCAGGUUGGGCUGGAUUAUCUAUUUUAGUUAGAUAUUACCCGAACACUUUGUUUCAUCAAACAGAGUUUAAAUUUGUGGGGUUUUUUUUAGUUGGUGCCUCCAGAGCUGCUGUAGACGCUGGCUAUGUCCCGAAUGACAUGCAAGUUGGACAGACAGGCAAAAUUGUAGCACCGGUAAGUUUGACACGAUGAUGAGGUUUCAUUUCAGUUUCUGUUUCUGUUCAAGAAAAUAAUAGAUGUGAGACAAUGAAUAUGAAAUAUUUGGUUCUUUUCUGUAUGUAAUCCCUUCACCUCUUCCUCCUGACAAUCACUGUCUCUUGGCCGUCCUCUUAAUCAAAGACAAAAUUAAUCAAAUUAGAUAAAUAUCUAAAUGAACAAGUUACUCAAAAUGUCAAAUGGUACAUUCAAAAAAGUUGGAAGGCAGGGAACCUCACUUAACCUCACUUUUAAUAUCAGAGUAGACAAAUCUGUUGCGUUUGACAAAUGCUUGCUUCCCUUUACACAGCGUGCCUGCAACCCAGUAUGAUUAGAGUAGAUCUUCUGCCAUUUUAAAAAGGUUAACUUCCCAUUAUGUGAGUCAGCUGAGUUACACCAGCUGUGAUUAUCCACACAUUAGGCUCCUGCAAAGUGUACUUUGUGGUGCAUUUAGGGCACUAAAUGGUUUGGCAGACCCAUUAAAGCAGAGAGCAGUGGAUGUCUGGUAAGAGCCUUGGGCAGAGCCAGACUGUCCAAAUUGGAUUUUCCGAACAUUCUGACAAGUUUAGUGUACUUUAAAUGUAGUCAGUGUUUUUAACUUCAUAAAAUCUAAAAAUGUCUUAGGAGUGUGCAGCACAAGAUAAGCUUUUCAUUUAAUUUGUUUUAGGACUAAAACUGUCUAAUUGUAUUUUCAGUUGAUCUAUAAACCAUCAAAAUGUGCAAAGACGGUUCAUUAUAAUUUCCCAAAGUAAAAAGAGUGUUCAGAGUGAAGGCUACAAAAUAUUUAUUGGGGUGAAAGAUAAAAAAUAAAAUAAAACAGCCCCACAAGAUGAAACUGAGCUGGAUUUGCUCAAGGCUCCCAGCUACCUUCAAACAAAGUUUCACAAAUUGGUCAUUUCGAAUAGAAAUCUGCAGAUUCUCUUGUCAUUGUCUCUUCAGCAGAGAAGUUACCUCAUACAUUUUCCUCUGAGUUGAAAAGCUAUUGUGUUUACAAAUUGAUGCUCUGCUCCUCUGAGGCUUCAGCUGCAGCAUUAAAUUAUCACUGAAAUAUUCAUAUGGCAGUGCAUUAAACUAGGGCGGAGAGUUGGUUUUCCCUGUGGGGUUUUGGGGCAGCUGACCCUUUUGCAUCCGUGCUCCAGCAACCCUCUGACAGAGUGUGCACCCUUGAAUUAUUAUCAGUCAGCUCUGCUGUAUAGUAGAUCGUAGGUGUACCUGAUAUUCGACUUCCUGUCUCCAAGCACAUAACACUCGUCUUGUUGUCAUCUUUUCAUGUCCACAGGAGUUGUAUAUUGCUGUUGGGAUCUCUGGAGCUAUUCAACAUCUGGCUGGAAUGAAAGACAGCAAGGUAUUGUCAGCUCCUGCGCACACACAUAGAAGUCAGGAUGUUUGGCCAUUUCUGUUUUGUUUGCUCUAUUAAAAAUAUUGUCUGCACCACAGCUAAUAACCUAAUGAUCUUUUUAGGAAUAAGUGUACUAGUGUUAAUCAUGUCCUUUUUUUACCCAGACUAUUGUCGCUAUCAACAAGGACCCAGAAGCUCCUAUUUUCCAAGUUGCAGACUAUGGCUUGGUGGCAGAUCUUUUCAAGGUAAACCUUUGGGGUUGACACUGUUACAGAAAUGUCACUGCUGUAUUGCAUCAGAAAGCAUCCAAACAGCAAAGUUACAUCACCCAGCAUGCCACUUUAUGUAACUUCAACUGUAUGUUUUCAUAGCUGAGCGUCCAAAGUGACAGAAUAUGACAUUUGGAUUCUCACUGAUAAAUUUUGCACGAUGCCUUAUUUAUUCCACCUAAUGGAAAUGUGCGACUGCUAAAUUAUUAAGUUCUUGAAUUAAUCAAGGGAGAGCGAUGGCUGAACUUGCUGCAAACAAAGAAACACAUUAGCAUUGUCAAAGAUAUAAAGAUUGAUCAAUAGCACUUAUAAGGUUGCUUCACUAUUCCGUUCAGUCUCUUCUUGCCAGGCCUUUUACACGCCUUGUUGCUUUCUUGUAUCUUACCGGUAGCUUAGGAUAGUGAGCCAGGGUUGUUGGCAUAAUCAACAGUGGAGUCCAGUGCUGCCUGUGAAAACCUAGUAGGUUAUAAUCAGGUGAUGUUUUAUUUAGCCUAGCAGUGGGGCAAGAGCAGCACAGGUGUCCGCACAAACUCUGUCAGGGUAGUUUGUAAUAAAUAGCGAGCGACAGCAGAGUUGUGACCCGCUGGGUGAGAUCAGCUUACACAUGUUCACUCCUCAGAUGGCUGAUUAAAAUGGAUGAACUUUCUACUUUUUCCUCAAAUGGAUAGCUGAUACCUGGCCCAACCUGGGCAGCUCUUAAAGGGAUAUUCCGGCGUAAAAUUAAGUUAGAGUCAAACGCACCGUAACACUAAGUUAGACACCCCAUUGAGAGAUGAAUGUUGCCGACUGCUUGCUUCUCUAGUUAUACAAACUUUAGUAUUGACCGCACGAUAGCAAUACACAGCGGUCUGAGGAGCCAUAAACAAACCUCAACCAAAAUGCCACUCUAUAGCCACAAAUAAUGCUCAGAACAGCACCUAACUUUAUCAACAGUACAUAUAGGGUCCCAGCCACAGCACUAGCCACCAAACAUCUUUUUAACUUUACCUAAUUUCUUUAGCAAAGAGACUAAACACAACUCACCUACUCUCUUCCAGCAGCCGCUUGGUUUGUAGCGAGACUUCAGGCCAGUCCAUUACAGACUACAGUGGGGUGACGCAGCUCAAGGAAGAACAUUUACGAUCAUUACUUUAUCAUUUCCUUGAAGUAAUAAUCACCAUAUUAAUCAUUUUGCAUUGCAGACGCGGCACAAAUAGAAUAAAUUUGUCCUCGUAUUUCCACCAAAAAUACUUUUAUAUUUUUCCUCAUUGCAACUUCAUAGACGACAUUUUGAACAUAAUUAUCAGCCAGAUGCCAAUCAAUAUAGAAUCUUUCUUUGUAUUUUUCACCAUGCUAAUAACUGUGAUAAAUGUCUGUUUGCUGCUGCUCUCGCAUUCUUAAUGGUUUGUAGUGAAAUAAUGAAACAAUGACCAAUUAAAACAAUUAUCAAUCUCGGGACAGGUGCCUCAGAAGUUAAGGAUUCAUGACAGAAAGGUGUAUUUCUUCAUCUCGAUUCUGAAAAGAAAUCUACUGUGAAUUUACAUUUUUAAAACCAAGCACUUAUUAGUACAGGGGAGUUUUCAGAGCUGCCACACAUCUGCAGCAAAAACAAACAAACAAAAUAAAAAAACACAAGAAAAAGCUCUUUUUAGUUCAUGACUGCCAUUGUGCCAUCUUUCAAUACAUUUAAUAAUACAUUUAUGUUUCUGCAAUGUUUUCUUUUUCAGGCUGUUCCUGAGAUGACCGAGGCUCUGGACAAGUGAAGAAAACAAAGUACCACAAAACAUCACAACUCGGGCCUGCAGUAAAAAGAAAGCUUAGGAUACCAGAGCCGAUGCCUUAACACAUUUCUGAAGCUGUGGAGUUUUCACAUAACUUUGUCUGCAUGCAGAAAUAACUUUUUAAACAUCCCUGUCAAACUGAAAACAGGAGGCUAUUCUUAAACUACAGAUAAAUACCAAGGGGGUGUGAUUUGCCUGUAUUGGUACUGAUUGUCAUUAGUUUGUAAUUUUCAGGUACAGUAAAGGACAUCUGUAGAAAUGCUUGUCUCUUCACUGCUGACUCUUUGACACUUGAUGUAGAUCUUUGUGAUUAUCGAGUUGAUUUUUACUUGUUGAGGUGAAAACGUGUAUUAAAUUGACUGCCCCAUUACUAGUUCUUUUUUUCCAAGUUGUCUUUUAUUAGAUCCAUUUUUUAAUGCCCUUGUUCAAUAAUUAAGAUAGAAAAACGUCUGAUGACAGAACAAUUCUUUGAUUAUUUAGGAGGCAAAUCUUGAAGGUUCAUGCUUGAAUUUUCUUUAACAUUUUCUUAUCCCUCACUUAUUUUGGCUGUUCAACAACGAUCAAACCAAUCUUAAAGUAUUUACACAGCGUCCAAACAUUGAAAUCAUUAAAAAAAAAAAAAAAACAUAUUAACCUGAAUGAUGGUAAAACUCUCAGGUACAGGUUUGGAUUUCAAUCAAAUCGCUGAGAAAAGGACCUGUGUUUGCAAAAUCUCAGUAAGCACUUGUUUUAGUCUCUGUACCAAGAUAAAAACUCCAAACAGCUCAAAUGAUCCACCAGUGAAAAGUUUGAUCCACUCCUUCCAUUUAUAGAAUUUUGAUAGAAAUGUUAACAUUGCUAAUAUAGAAAGACAAAGAAAAAGAAGGUGUGAUCCAUGAACCCUGCUGAAGAGGACUCUUCUCUGUGAGUUAAGCGCCACUACCCUGACUUUUCAAACAGCUGAAUCACCUGCUGUUGUGAUCGAUCCACGCCUUGAAGCUUGGAGGAAUUUAUUCAAGUUUUUUUCUGGCCCCUUCAAUAAAAGACCUGAUCAGUAUUUCAACUCCUUCAAGUCAGAGAAAGUCCUCAACUUUGCCGGAUAUUUUUCCGCAAAAACCAGAAGUCUGAAAAUGUCAGGCUGGAGCCCUUUUGCUGGUUUCUCUUGGUAAAAUUUUUCAUAAAACUCAAAAAAGUGUUUUUGUGAAAGUUGAUUCCUGAAGUGGUGCCACAUAAUAAGUCUGCUUCUUCCAGUCUUCAGUCUCAUGUUUUUUUUGUGCUGCUGUGGUAGUUUCAUCCUCUCCGUUUCAUAAAUAUAAAGAGGAUCUGUCAUUUAUGUGCCUGUGACUCCAAACCUGAUCUGAGUUUAGCAGAGCAUUAAUUUGUGUUGGUGAUCUGAGGAGUCCCCCGAGGCUCCCAGUUCCAGGCAGUCUUAUGUUUCUGACAGGCGGUUGACUGGGACGUCCACUGGCUCCAUCAUCCUGUACUUCUCCUCUAGGAGAGGCUCAUUGCUCUGCAGAUGAAUCAGAGGCUUGGAGUGCAGCCCAACUCUGCUGUCCUGGUUUCUCUUGUUAUAGAUGUUGAGCCUGUGCUCCAGCUCAGGGCUGGUUUUGGUUGAACCAGCAGGGCUGGGAGGUUUCAGGUUAACAGGAUCGAGGCCUUUCUGUGUCAAACAGGAGUCCUCAGACAGAGAGGAGAGCAGCUCCUGCACCACAGCGCUAGGACUCCCUCGGGGCUGAGUACCCAGUGCAAGAGGGCUGCUGUAGGGCGGGGGAUAGCAGCGCUGGUCGCUGUAAUCUGUAGAGGUGGAGGCUUCCCGCACUGUGGAGCUGCAGUCUGUGGUGGAGCCCAGCGUGUGGCUGCUAAUGCUGUGCUGCCGAGCGCUGAAGCUGGUGCGGGACACUGUGGUGGUGGAGGCUUCGCUAACCGAGCUUCCUGUUCGCUGCAAUCGGCUGGAGAGCACUGCAUCAGCACUCACUAAAGAAGAGGGAAGCUGGCUGGGGUUGUUGGGCAGAUGCACGUCUAUGGCUGCUGUGGUGAUGACUCGUGCAGGGUCUGGGAUUCCCAUAUCU